GACCUUUUAUGACAUGUACACAACUUACAAAUAUUUGACUGUACUUUGAAUCUUUCCCAAAACAAGCCAAAACACAUUUCAACACCAUGUGCUCCUUACUACCAAAAUAUCUCCGAUCCAAAUCCACCACUCUACUUAAUUCCAUGAUGUUUCAACGCCGUUUUUGUAAGCUUCCAAUAGGAGUAUCUAAAGAGGAACUGUUCAGAGAAAGGCUGCAGCCAGAGCUGAUGCCGAAACACAUAGCUAUUAUACCGGAUGGUAACAGGAGAUGGGCUAAAGAGAGAGGUUUGUCACCAGAAAAAGGACAUGAAGCUGGGAAAAAAGUGCUAGGGGAUAUGUGUGGUUAUUGUUCAAAAUGGGGAGUUAAAGUUCUUUCUGCUUAUGCUUUCUCUACUGAGAAUUGGUCAAGGCCCAAGGCUGAGGUAACUUUCUUGAUGACCAGCUAUUUUCAAGGGCUUAUUCAGGACUUCAUGAGGUAUGGGAUGAAAAUGUCCGUCAUUGGUGAUAAAUCAAAUCUUCCAAGUUCUCUUAAAGAAAUGAUAAAACUAGCUGAAGAAACAACAAAGGACAAUACAGGGCUUCAUUUUGUGGCAGCACUUAACUAUGGUGGCAGAUAUGACAUAACACAAGCAACUAAAAGAAUUGCUAGCAAAGUUAAGGAUGGAGUUAUUCAAUUAGAGGAUAUUGAUGACAAAUUAAUUGACCAAGAAUUAGAGACUAAUAAGUGUUUAGAAUAUCCUAAUCCUGAUUUACUCAUCAGAACAAGUGGAGAGCUGAGAAUUAGCAACUAUAUGUUGUGGCAAUUGGCUUAUAGUGAAUUCUACUUUGUGGCUAAGUUGUUCCCUGAAUUGGAUGAAGCUGAUUUUGUAGCAGCUUUAAGGUCUUUUCAGCAAAGGCAAAGGCGUUAUGGUGGACACAAAAUUUAAUAGCAGGACAUCAAUGAAAGAGAAUUAAUGUUUAUUAUUGAUGUUUGUAAUCUUAUGCAAUAAAACUCUCAGCAUGUUGCUAUAGCUUCUUUUAUGUUGCGAUGGAUUUCAAACCUUGAACUUUGAUUUGA
This is a messenger RNA of Lycium ferocissimum, 1057 nucleotides long. Its product is annotated as (2Z,6Z)-farnesyl diphosphate synthase CPT6, chloroplastic-like. The transcript is spliced from 3 exons. Gene Ontology annotation, biological process: polyprenol biosynthetic process; plastid membrane organization; response to cold. Gene Ontology annotation, cellular component: chloroplast stroma. Bases 87 to 926 code for a protein of 279 amino acids. The record is from RefSeq and is a predicted model, not a curated record. Lineage: Eukaryota; Viridiplantae; Streptophyta; Magnoliopsida; Solanales; Solanaceae.